Vigna radiata var. radiata (mung bean) is the source of this 3695-nucleotide messenger RNA. Its product is annotated as LRR receptor-like serine/threonine-protein kinase GSO2. Lineage: Eukaryota; Viridiplantae; Streptophyta; Magnoliopsida; Fabales; Fabaceae. The record is from RefSeq and is a predicted model, not a curated record. Gene Ontology annotation, molecular function: protein binding. The transcript has 2 exons. Bases 1 to 3306 code for a protein of 1101 amino acids.
AUGAUGUUUGUGCUGUGUGUGGUGUCGCAGGUUGUUCAUGGUGAAAUGAGAUGCAUUCCAACUGAGAGGGAAGCACUGCUACAGUUCAAGGGUGGCAUUGUGGAUGAAUACGGCAUGCUCUCCUCUUGGACCACUCCUCACUGCUGUGAAUGGAAAGGGAUUCGCUGCAGCAACCUCACCUCCCAUAUUAUAAGCCUCGACCUUCAUGGAGAUAUAUAUGAAGAAAGUUAUAUGAGCGGAGAGAUCCACAAGUCGUUGAUUGAUUUAUCACAAUUACAGUAUUUGAACCUCAGUUCUAAUUAUUUUCCAGACACUCGCAUCCCAGAGUUUUUUGGUUCUCUCAAAAACUUGAUAUACCUUGAUCUUUCAUCAUCUCGUUUUCACGGAAAAAUUCCAAUACAACUUGGGUUUCUUUCUCAUUUGAAAUACUUGAAUCUUGCUGACAAUUCUUUAGAGGGUUCAAUCCCUUAUCAGCUUGGCAAUCUCUCCCAAUUGCAGCAUCUUUAUCUUAGUGGCAAUCAUUUGGUAGGAAAUAUACCUCCUCAACUUGGAAAGCUCUCCCAGUUGCAGCAUCUUGAUCUCAGUUGGAAUGGUUUUCAUGGAAAUAUACCUCCUCAACUUGGAAACCUCUCCCAAUUGCAUGAGCUCUAUCUUGGACAAUAUUUUGAUCUCAAAAUUAGUGACGGAGGUGAGUGGCUCUCAAAUCUCAUUUCUUUAACCCAUCUUUCUUUGGAAUAUGUAUCAAAUCUUAAUACUUCUCAUACUUGGUUGCAAGUGAUUGCAAAGCUACCCAAACUAAGAGAACUAAGUUUAGUUCAUUGUAGCCUUUCCGACCAUUUCAUUCUGUCAUCCAAACGUUAUAAGUUCAAUUCUUCUAGUUCCCUCUCUGUCCUUCAUCUUUCUCAGAACACCUUCACAUCAAUGGUAUUCCAGUUGGUCUCAAACAUCACUUCCAACCUUGUUGAGCUUUAUCUUAGUUAUAACAACUUGGAGGGUUCCACAUCAAGUCAUUUUGGUAUGGUAAAGAAUUCGCUUAGGCAUCUUGACCUCUCCUAUAAUAAUUUAAAGGCCAGGGAUUUGGAAUCCUUCAUUAAUAUAUGCACCUUACAUUCUUUAGACAUGCAUUCAAACAAUUUGACUGAAGACCUUCCCUCCAUUCUCGGUACUUUGUCCGGUGGUUGUGUUAGACACUCAUUGCAAUAUUUGGAUUUGUCAUCAAAUCGCAUCAGUGGCACUUUGUCUAACAUUUCAAUAUUCUCCUCUUUGAAAACAUUGUUUCUUGAUAUAAAUCGGUUAAGUGGAAGGAUACCUGAAGGUGUAAUUUUACCAUCUCCUUUGGAGCGUUUGUCAAUUAGCUCAAAUUUCUUAGAAGGUGGAAUUCCAAUAUCAUUUGGGGAUGCUUGUUCUUUGCAAUCAUUAACCAUAUAUGAUAAUAGAUUGAGUGUUGAGCUUCCGAUGAUAAUUUCUCACUUGUCUGGAUGUGCUAGAUAUUCAUUGCAAGUAUUAUAUCUACAUGCUAAUCAAAUCAAUGGCACACUACCUGACUUCUCGACAUUCACAUCUUUAAAAAUAUUAGAUCUCUCUGAUAACAAGCUAAAUGGAGAGAUUCCAAAGGACAUUCAAUUUCCACCUAAACUGGAAGGCCUCUUUAUGAAUGCAAACUCUUUAAAGGGUGUGUUGACAGACUACCACUUUGCUAACAUGUCUAAGUUACAGAGAUUGGAUUUAUCUGAUAACUCCUUGGGCUUGGCAUUUACUCAAAACUGGGUUCCACCUUUUCAAUUGCUAUCUAUAUACUUGAGAUCUUGCAAGCUAGGUCCAACAUUUCCCAUGUGGUUGCAUACACAAAAUAAAUUUGUCGAUAUUGACAUUUCAAAUGUUACAAUAUCAGAUAAUAUUCCUGAUUGGUUUUGGGCUAAAUUACCUCUACAAAAGGUGAUGACAAUGAAUAUUUCAAACAAUAAUUUACAAGGUACAAUUCCAAAUGUUUCAUCAACGUAUGUUUCUACUUCCAUGUACCUUGGAUCAAAUCAAUUUGAAGGUUAUAUUCCUCUAUUUUUACGGAAUUCUCAAAUUCUUGAUUUAUCAAAAAAUAAAUUCUCAAAUCCUCUUUCAUUUUUAUGUGAAGAUUAUGCAAUUUCAGUUCAAAUUCAUUUAGACAUUUCAUAUAAUCACCUAUCUGGAGAUAUCCCAGAUUGUUGGAAACAAUUGAAUUCACUAGUUUAUCUAGAUUUGAGUCACAAUAACUUUUCAGGAAAAAUUCCUACUUCAAUGGGAUCGCUUCUUGAUCUCAGAGUAUUGUUGUUGAGAAACAACAAUUUAGUAGAACGAAUCCCUUUCUCCAUAAGAAAUUGCAGAAAGCUAGUAAUGCUUGAUUUGUCAGAAAACAAAUUAUCGGGAUCUAUCCCUGAUUGGAUUGGGACAAUGGAAGAGUUGCAAAUAUUAAUUUUGAGAAAAAAUCAAUUCCUUGGGAGUUUACCAACUACGGUUUGUUGUCUAAUAAGCCUUCGUCUCUUGGAUCUAUCACUAAACAACUUAUCUGGAAAAAUUCCUGAAUGCAUAAACAACCUUACUUCAAUGGCUCAAACGACAUCAAUAUAUCUUCAAUAUGGGUAUAAAAGGGGUCGUUAUAGUGCUGGCAUGAAAUAUUAUUUGAAUGCAUGGUUGAGAUGGAAAGGUUCAAAACAAGUGUUUAUGGACAAAGGUUUGUCACUUUUAAAAAGCAUUGAUCUCUCAAGCAAUCAUUUCUCAGAAGAAAUUCCUAUAGAAAUUGAGAAAUUAUCUACACUGAUUUCAUUGAACUUAUCAAGAAAUAAUUUGAUUGGAAAAAUUCCUUCAAACAUUGGAAAUAUAACAUCACUUGAUUCUCUUGAUUUGUCCAGAAACCGACUUGUUGGUUCAAUUCCUCCGAGUCUUGCUCAAAUUUAUGGACUUGGUGUAUUAGAUUUGUCUCAUAACCAUCUAAGUGGAAAAAUUCCUACAAGCACACAAUUACAGAGUUUCAAUAAAUCUAGUUAUGAAGAUAAUCUCGAUCUUUGUGGACCACCACUUGAAAAAUUGUGUAUUGAUGGAGAGGUAAUACAAAAUCCAAAUGUUAAUAUUUUUGAAGAUGAAUAUUCAUUUUUCAACAAUGAGUUUUUCAUAAGUAUGGCAAUUGGAUUUACUCUAAGUUUUUGGAUGGUAUUUGGCCCAAUCUUAUUCAAACAAUCUUGGCAACAGUCUUAUUUCAACUUCUUAAACAAUUUAGGAGACCACGUUCAUGCCAAAAUAAGAAUCUUUGUCAGAGUACUUAAGCGUGGGCAUUAACAGAAGUGAAAUAAGCUGAAGCCAAUCUGAAGAGCACAGUGGAAAGUGUGACGAGCGUGUACGAUCUAGAGAAGUUUGAGUAUAUGUACAAGAGGAGCAGAAUCACACAGUGAUCGUGAAGCUGGAAGCAGGAAAGAAAGAGUAGAAAAGGAUUUAGAUGGAUUGUACGUCCGAUCUAAUGUCUUUGACAUACACAAGUAUAUAGUUAGAGGACUGGUGUAAUAUACACUUCAAACUUUUUGACAACUGAACGUGGCUCAAUUUCAUUGGUUGAUUUUGAAAAGGUGUUAAAAAAGUUGGAUUUUGGCGUGGAGGGCAUAUUUGGAAAGAAAUUGAUAAAUUAUUGCUUUCGUUUCAAUUUUCCCUCGCAUUGUGGUUGGUGUUAUUUC